CUCCGACCCGGGCUGGACUGGGCUGGGCUGGGCUGGGCAGCACUUGGGUAGGCUCCUUUUUACUCCGACUCCCACUGCAAUUCGGUUUCAUCUCGAAUCCAUCUCCCCACCCAACCUGGAUCCAUCGCGCCCCAUAAAUCCAUCCACACACACCCGCCGACACGAAGCAACGAUCUUGUGAUCCAUCCAGCUUGAACAAGGCAAUCGAUUUGGGAUCGAUUCACGGCGACCUUGCAGACUGGGUGGAUCGAUGGCCGGCAAGCCGACACCUCCCGAUUACGGCUGCCCCGACGACGGCGGCGAGCGGCCGCCCUUUGUCCUCAUCGAUCCAAAGGCCUACUUCGCCGACCGCAAGAACGCCACCACCGCCUUCUGCGAUAUGAAGGCCCCCAAGCUCAAGGGCCAACUCCAGGUCACCUUCUGCGCCGUCGCCCCGCCGCUCGUCUCCUAGUUCUGCGUCCACGCCACCCACAUGGACCACACCGAGUUCGCCGUAUCGCCCUUCAUCGUGGCCACCGAGACCGACGGCGGCCUCGUCCUCCUAUGCGUCGUCCCCGGUAAGCGUCCAACCGAUGCCCAGCUUCUCCGAAAUCGCCAAUACUUCGUCUACGACGCCUGCUACUGCCAACUUUACCACCUCCCGCACCCUGGCCCACAACACGAAAUCAACGGCUUCUCGCUCGCCAUCAUGCGCGAGCCCAACAAAGGCACCGGCACCGGCAACCUACGCCCCCAUGGACAGGCAGAGUUCGGUCACUUCGUCGUUGCCGCACAAGCUCACUUAUUCUGGGGUAAAAAAUCUCCUCAGCUCUGCAUCUAUCACUCUGCUACCAAGACCUGGAGCAAGAAGCCGGUGGUGAUAGAUUCAUCUCCACAAAAACACUCUACAACCAAGACAUUCACCAUUGGAGGACCCAAGGGCACCGUGGCCUGGGUGGAUCUCUGGCGCAACAUCAUCUUCUGCGACGUGCUCGCCGGACGCCCCACGCUCAGCUGCCUGAAUCUGCCACCGCCCCUCAGGCCCCGCCCCAACGUGGGCGCUGGCAAUCCAAGGUCUCAUCGCAACAUUGCGGUCCUUGGCAACACCAUCAAGUAUGUCGAGAUGCUGCCUCACCCCGACAGAAGCUCCUCUACGCCCCCCUCCCAUCGUUGGGAGGUCGCGGCAUGGAGCAUCCAGAAGGCAAAUCGGUCCUGGCCCGAGGACUGGCACACCGAAGGCAACCUCGAUUCCACCCAUAUAAAGGUUGAUUCUGGUACCACAGCGGCUACCCUCCCAACCUUGUCGACUCUCCACGUUGGCCUGCCCACCCUCAGCCUGCAGAAUGAUGCCAUUUUUCACUUCCUCGCCAAGAUUGACUACCGCCAAAGCGAACACACAGCUUGGGUGCUUGCUGUUGACAUGCAGACCAAGACUAUCACGCAAGCGGCCGAGUUUCGCGCCGAGAGGACUCUUGGUUUAGCCUGGGGCUUCGACGCAAGUAGCAUCUCGGCAUAUCUCCAAACUGCUCCAGGUACACAGCAAAUACCUAAACGACCAGGGGUGCCGUUGCUGAAAUCACCUAGCAAGAAGCAUACUGGAGAUGUUGACGCCAUGGUGGCGUGAUGUUGCAUGGAAGCUGACUAUAUAUGGUAAUUCAUAUGGCAUGAUGUUGUAUGGAAGCUGUAUGACCUGAAAAUAGUAUCGAAUUAUCAUGUUUCUAGGUCACCUUCUGUGUUGUGGCCCGCCGCUCAUCUCCUACUUGUACGUCCCAAACUACUACUCACAAGGCAGAGGCACAGGACUUCAUUAAUAUAAAUAAGAGCAGGACAUAGGGUUUUAUUUC
Triticum aestivum (bread wheat) is the source of this 1823-nucleotide messenger RNA. RefSeq lists its product as uncharacterized. The record is from RefSeq and is a predicted model, not a curated record. NCBI's taxonomy places the organism in Eukaryota, Viridiplantae, Streptophyta, Magnoliopsida, Poales, Poaceae. Bases 473 to 1603 code for a protein of 376 amino acids. The transcript has 2 exons.